Colletes gigas is the source of this 1121-nucleotide messenger RNA. Its product is annotated as shematrin-like protein 1. The record is from RefSeq and is a predicted model, not a curated record. The transcript has 4 exons. NCBI's taxonomy places the organism in Eukaryota, Metazoa, Arthropoda, Insecta, Hymenoptera, Colletidae. Bases 166 to 999 code for a protein of 277 amino acids.
AGCGGCCUUGUCAACGUCGUCUACUGAGUAUGGCUCAAGCUUAAACAAACCUAGCCUGGCCAGGAAGACGAGGAGGGAUACGCGAAACGCGUAUAUAGAGGUUUCGAAUCGCGUUGCUCGAGCAGAACACCUUUGUUUCGUCCGGUUAAGGUGUUUCGGUGCAAAAUGUCGAUGGUGGAACCGAGAAAAAUGGACGCAUUUCUCCUCUUAUUAACUUUCGCCUGUUUUUUCGCACUCGGCAGUAGUACUAUCGAAUCACCAGAGGCAAAGUUAACAGCUAGUAUAACGCCAAUAAACAGCGGAACAUACGCAGAUAAAGCCAAAGAUUUACUAACAUCUGCCAGUGAUCGAAUUUCUUUGGUUCCAGCGUUUCAUAUUAGCAAAGACUAUGGCCAGCCAGGGGGAUACGCUGGUAGCUAUCCUUACGGAAAUUAUUACGGUUCGAUUUAUGAUUCUACGCGAGGAUAUCGCGGAUCGAGCUUGAGUUCGGGAUAUCCCAAUUUAGGAUAUUCGGUGGGUACGCCUGGUGGAAUUGUCGGUGGCGGUCUUAUUGGGUACGGCUAUUACGGAAAUGUUGGAUAUACUCCGAGUUAUGGAGGGUACGGUGGAUCUGGUGGAUAUGGUGGAAACGGAAUAUAUAAUGGAUAUGAAGGAUACGGUGGAUAUGGUGGGUCUGGAGGAUACGGUGGAUACGGUGGGUCUGGAGGAUAUGGUGGAUACGGUGGUUACGGGAAUGGAGUAGGCAGUUAUGGUGGUUAUGGUGGCAAUUACGGGUCUGGAAGUUAUGGUACAGGUGUUUACGGUGAUAGAUAUGGCGGACGACCAAGUUAUGGACGCUACGGUGGCUCAGACUAUGGAUACGGAUACAAUGGAUAUGGGGGUUCGAAUUAUGGAUCCGCAUAUAGCUCGAGAAACACUUACGAUCCAUAUGGUUACCGUGGAAACAAUUAUGGAAACUAUGGUACAAACUAUCCAUCAGGGUACAGGGGUUACUCUUAAAAUUUCCAUUAAAGAGAAACUUGGAACUGUGCUUUUCAUUGACAUAACAAAUAUGAAUCAUUGCAGCAGUAUUUCAGGAUACUGAUUUAACUGUACAUGUGGCAGUCAAACUUUCAUCUAUU